GUAAUAAUGCCAGAGUUAUCUUUGGUACAAGUGUUGCUGGUGGAGAAGAUAACUUUAAAACUAUUAUAAACAAUUGUCUCACUUUUGUUGAUAAAUCAAUGCUCAUCAAAGAGUUUAUUGUGAGUUCAGAUUCUGUAUCGCUUAUUCUUCGUCCUAGACGAUUUGGCAAGUCAACAAAUUUAUACAUGUUAAAUAGCUUCUUUAAAAUACCAUAUUCCCAUGAGGAUGUUAUCCACAAGAAACUUUUCGAAAAAUUGAAAAUUUCAGCUGAAAAAGAAAUUAUGUUAAAACAUUUUGCAAAAUACCCUGUCAUUCAUUUCUCUCUUAAGGUUUGUGAACACCGUUAUCUUAUCAAAGAUUUGUAUCAAAGAAUUCUUGAAGGAGAUCUAACUUAUUCUGAAUCAGUAUUAGUAUUUGCCUUGAAAGAAUUAUCCAUAUAUUUGCGAAAUUACUAUAAAGAAAGAUGUAUUGUAUUGAUUGAUGAAUAUGAUUCUCCAAUGGAAUGUGCUUAUAAUAAUGGAUAUUACAAAAAUGCGAAUGAGUUUUUUAAAAAACAUAGCAAUGACGAAAAUGUUGCGAAAGCAAUGUUAGUUGGUGUAUUACGGAUUGCAAUGUCAGGUUUAUCGUCUGAGCUAGAAAAUAUUACGAUUUACCCUUUACAUCAAGAAAUUCAAGAAGAUUCAUCUCCUCUUUAUAUAGAUAAGUUUGGAUUUACAGAAAAUCCAGAAAACGUUUAUGCUUUUUGUUUAGGAAUGCUUGUUUAUGCUUGUGAACGAGGUUAUAUUGUUCGUUCUAAUUGGGAGGCUGGUAUGGAGAGAUAUAAUAUAAAAAUAGAACCAAAACCAGGUGUUAAUGAGAUAGCUAUUAUAAUUGAAUUUAAAUUUGUUCAUGGUAAUAAAAGUUUAUAUGAUAUGGCUCGCGAAGGAUUGGAUCAGAUUGAAAAGAAGCAAUAUCGAGUAGAUCUACGAGAAGAUAUCAAAAAUCUUUUGGAAAAAGGAAUUGCGUUUGAAGGGAAAAGUAAUUGUAUGUUAGGGCAUUUACUUCAUAGAACAAAUGAAGGUACAUGGAACAAGGUUCAAUCAGACUAA
Messenger RNA from Diversispora eburnea, 1088 nucleotides. The record is from the annotation of a GenBank genome assembly. Lineage: Eukaryota; Fungi; Glomeromycota; Glomeromycetes; Diversisporales; Diversisporaceae.